AUGCUGUUGUCGCUGAAUUCGGGUUCAGUAAAAGUAAUUUAUUGGUUCCUCAGAAAAUGUCUGGUUUUGGUGAAUGUGCAACACUUAGCAAAGGAUUUAACCGUGGACUAGGGACACUUUCAGCUGGAGGGCUUGCUUUAGGCAUGGCUGAAUUGUCAGAAUUUGCUGGAGAAGGGGAAGAAGUUGUUAUUAUUAUCAGUAUCUUCAUAGUAGGAUUUAUUACUACUUAUGCAAAACUGCAUCCAACAUUGAAGCCUUAUGAAUAUGGAUUUCGAGUGUUUCUGUUGACAUAUUGUUUCAUUAUGGUGUCUGGGUAUAGGACAAGGGAAUUUAUCCAUACAGCUGUGACACGAUUCUUGUUAAUUGCACUGGGUGCUGCUGUUUGUCUGGUGGUAAACAUAUGCAUUUUUCCCAUUUGGGCUGGUGAGGAUCUACAUGGUUUGGUGGUGAAAAAUUUUUUCAAUGUGGCAACUUCCUUGGAAGGUUGUAUUAAUGAGUACCUUAAUUGUGUGGCAUAUGAAAGGAUCCCUUCCAGAAUUCUUACUUACCAAGCUUCAGAUCACCCAGUUUACAGAGGGUACAGAUCAGCUCUACAAUCUACAAGCCAGGAAGACGCUCUGCUGGGUUUUGCUAUCUGGGAACCACCUCAUGGUUCGUACAAGUCAUUUAGAUAUCCAUGGAAGAAUUAUAUCAAAGUAAGUGGAGCACUGAGGCAUUGUGCGUUCAUGGUCAUGGCAUUGCAUGGCUGUAUCCUUUCAGAAAUACAGGCUCCAGCUGAGCGGAGACAGGUCUUUCGUGAAGAGUUGCAGAAGGUAGGUGCUAAAGGUGCUAAAGUCUUGCGUGAAAUUGGGAACAAAAUAAAAAACAUGGAGAAAUUAGGUUCUGUGGACAUUCUGUGUCAAGUAAGUGAGGCUGCAGAAGAGUUGCAAGAUAAAAUUGACCGAAAAUCAUACCUUCUAGUCAAUGCUGAGAGUUGGGAAAUUGGGAACCGAGAAAAGGGUCAGGCAGACGGUCACGAUCUUCUCAACUUGGAUAAUGAUGAAAAUAAGGUUCUGAAUUGUAAGUCUUAUAGUGAAGCUGUUCUCGAUCUCAGAUCACUUACAAUACCAAAGAGUUGGGACUGUAAGACCACGAAUACUGAUGUGAACUCUAAACAGGCCCCCGACGUUCUCUCUGAGGAUAAGUUCAAGAAGCAGAUAUCAUGGACUAAUGGUGUUUCUUUUGUUGCUGGUGCAAUGCCUAACUUAGAAGAAGAGUCAAAAACAUAUGAGAGUGCAAGUGCAUUAUCACUAGCAACAUUCAGUUCACUCUUAAUUGAAUUUGUUGCAAGGCUGCAAAAUGUCGUGGACUCAUUUGAAGAGUUAAGUCAGAAGGCAAAUUUUAAAGAUCCUUCUGAGCAACCAACACCAAUGGUAUGCUGAUAACCCCUUAAAUCUUGGAUCAGAAUGUUUAGAUGCCCCAAGUUCUAGAACAGUGAAGUUUAUGGCAUCUUAGGUAGUAUAAAAACUGUAGAAUUAAUCCUAUACUGUUCUUUUCUCUCUCCUCUUUUUUUAUCUCUCUAAAAGUGAGUUUGACUUUGUGUAUUUUAGUAAGUAAAAAUUUUAAAUUGAG
This is a messenger RNA of Rubroshorea leprosula, 1611 nucleotides long. Lineage: Eukaryota; Viridiplantae; Streptophyta; Magnoliopsida; Malvales; Dipterocarpaceae. The record is from the annotation of a GenBank genome assembly.